This is a messenger RNA of Agrilus planipennis (emerald ash borer), 5456 nucleotides long. RefSeq names its product zinc finger protein 1 (gene zfh1). Gene Ontology annotation, molecular function: RNA polymerase II cis-regulatory region sequence-specific DNA binding; DNA-binding transcription factor activity, RNA polymerase II-specific. Lineage: Eukaryota; Metazoa; Arthropoda; Insecta; Coleoptera; Buprestidae. The transcript is spliced from 7 exons. The record is from RefSeq and is a predicted model, not a curated record. Gene Ontology annotation, biological process: regulation of transcription by RNA polymerase II; anatomical structure development. Bases 507 to 3497 code for a protein of 996 amino acids.
UACGCCUAGCUUUUUAACGACCUAUCUACGCGCUCACAAAAUGUCCGUGACAAACAGCUGUUCGCCCAUUGACAGGCAGUGUCUUUGGUGAACGACCUUGAAGGUUUACCUGUCCGCGUAAACAUACCGGUAUGAUAACAUGAUGAGUGUUUUACAGGUAGGUGUAAACCUGUAAGGUGUGCGACCAAUGAGAGCGUGCGUUAUACGGCCAAUGGCGAGCACCGGGUAAUGUUUACUGCCGCGGGCGCUGAGACCCGAGAGGUGUAUUGCAUGAGUCGGCCGCCGAGUAGGGGUGGUGUGGAUGUUUGUUGCGUGCGGGAGCUGUCGCGCUACGUGUUUUUUUUGUUAUGUUCCCCGGUAAAUUACCUGCUUUUUUACACAGAGAGUGCGGUCGGUAACUUUUGUGUGACCGGUUUUUAUUUUUUUUUCCUUGUAACAGUUGUUUUUGUGAACUGUGAGGUCUAGGACUACAUGGGAUUCAAAAAGAAAUACACAAAACCGUCACCAUGGCGUCAACAUCAAAUGCUGGAGGACCUAGAGGACGUAGGAAACAAGCGAAACCGCAACGGAAACAAGUCGAAUUGGAUAUCAGCGACUCUGAUCAGCAAUGUCCUCCAUCGUCCAGUAGCGUGACGUCCUGUCCAUUACUAACCACCCCGAGCCCAAUGAGUCCCGAAUCUGAUCACACGGAAGUCGCUACUGUCGACGACCCUUACGACAGGCUCAAUGGAGUCCACGAGAGAGCGGUCGUACCCGAAGAAGUGGUCAAACUGAAAGUGUUAAAAACUGGAGGAACAGCCGAAGAACUUGAGGACGAAAUGGAAUCUGUUAAUGCAGCAGUCGGGGAAGAAAGGCGCGAAGAAGAGGAUCGGCUGAAGGAGUAUUUGCACAGGAGAGAUACUGCCAUUAUUUAUCCUGAGGAACCAUCCAAAUGUACGACAGGAACCGUUCCAUUACUUGCAAACGGGGUUCCUAACGAAGAAGAUGUCCGACCGGGCACAGAUUGUUUCAUCAAGUGCCCCCAAUGCCAAAAAAGCUGUCAGACAUUUCAGUCUCUCAAGGAGCACAUGGAGGUGGCGCACGCUGACGGGAACAUAGCCCUAGAGAACGGCGUAGGACUCUCCCUGCCCAGUGCAUCACCCACGCCAAGUCUCACGCCCGGAAACGGAGGUCCUUACGGCUGCUCCCAGUGCACCACCUCCUUCGGUACCAAAGAUCAGUUGGAAAAACAUGAACUUUUGCACUCGCCAAACGCACAAGUGGUAAGUGCAUGUAAAAUUUGUAAUAAAACAUUCGCAAAUGUUUAUCGUCUACAACGACAUAUGAUCAGCCACGACGAAAGUGCUGUCCUACGAAAAUUCAAAUGUACAGAAUGUGAUAAAGCCUUCAAAUUCAAACACCAUCUCAAGGAACAUAUACGAAUACACAGCGGUGAAAAACCGUUCGAAUGCGGAAACUGCGGGAAAAGAUUUUCGCAUUCCGGUUCUUAUUCUAGUCACAUGACAUCGAAAAAAUGCCUAGUGAUGAAUCUCAAGUUGGGGAGGACGCGCGGUCCGCCUCCGAAUUCCCUCAUCGAUAAAAAUAGAGUUCACAAAAGGCCUUCUAACAGUUCUUUAAACAAUAACAUCGCAACAAGUCCGAAUCACAACACGUACUUGCCAAUGCUGGACAAAUUUAGCGAAGCCGCCGCCACAGCAUUUUUACAAAAUUCAAUGGCUUCCACCCCAAGAAUGCAUCCCUUCUAUAUAACCUCGCCUAACAUGCUUAGUUCUUCCGGGGUUGCAAUAAGUCCCUAUUCGUUACCGUACAUUCUAGAACAGCUCCAAGGAAACUCGCCGCAUAGACCUCCAGCAUCCACGGAACCGGAACUAAAACUGAACGAUUCUAUACAGAGAAGUGCCUCACCCCCGUCCAAUUUGGGCGGAAUCGACGAUCAACCGGGAGGUCCGAAAUCCAACGCUUCAUCUUGUGGAGAUCUAGUAAUGGACGAAGGUGACGACAACAACAAGGUUGAAUCUCGUGAUACGCCAAAGCCUAACCAAUGUUACGACAGCGGGAGUGAUUUCGAAGCGGUGAAAAGAAUUUUAGAGACGGUUAACGUCACAGUGACCAAACAACUACUCCAAGCAAACAUGCAAAAAUACUCAGAAACUAAUACCAACGAAUCUCAACAACGAUCUGACGAGGAAACCAAAGAGAACAUUUUUUGUUCAACGUGCAAGCAAUCGUUUAAUAAUCAGGACGAGUUGGACGAGCACCUGUGCGACCAAACAGAAGUGAAAAGCGAAGGACUGGCGGCUAAAUUAGAAGAGGCUGUCGGCAUAAAGUCGGAAGAAGGACAAAAUGGAAACCUCAGUUGUACGGACGAAGAUCAGGAUUAUGAUAAACACGAAAAACUCUGUGAUUACGAAAUGGAUUGCGAAUCGGUUACAACGAGUGAUCAUGUGUCCGAAGAUGGUAGGAAGGUGAGAGUUCGAUCGCUCAUAGCUGACAAACAACUUCGGGUUCUGAAAGAUCAUUACACUUUAAAUCCACGGCCAAAGCGCGAAGAACUCGUUAAAAUUGCCGAAAAGAUAAACUUUCCUGUUCGGGUGGUGCAAGUGUGGUUCCAAAAUACAAGAGCGAGAGAUAGAAGGGAGGGACGAAUGGCGAACAUACCUUACAGUUUGGGCAGUACCAUACAACAUAGACUUCCUCCAGUGUUUGUGCCUUCAAACCAACAACUAACUAACCAAACAACUUCAUACUCGUUACUACCUUCGCCUCACUACCCGAUGGAGCAACCCCUGGAUCUCUCAACGAAAAAAAGUACCCAUUCAGUAACUUCAUCUCCCGCUACCUCACCCCAAAGACCGACUUCUUCUAACCACCAUUCCGAUUCGGGUGAGGAAGCCGUGAACUUAAGUUGUAAAUCUUCUCGGAGCCCCACCCCUGUCCAACAACCUCUUCAAAACCAUUACCAAAACUCCAACUCAUCUUCCGACAUUCAAAGAACACCAUCCCCUAUGGACUUCAACAAUGGAAGUAAACUGGCACGGAUCCUUGCCCAGCCAGCCGAACUUGGAAUGCCCUCCAUGGGACUGGUUCGUAUAGAGGGGUUGAUUCAAAUGGGAGCGUCCGAAUUGCCCAACCUUUCGCAACUGUUAAGCAAUCGACUGUCCAGAAUGAGCCCUGGAUCAGAGAAGAACUUGUGGGUGGAAGAUAACGAACCCAUGAUCGCUCACGAUCUCAGCCAGGACGAGAAGAAAAUGAAACCGAUAUUGAAGAAUUUGGGCAGCCCUAGUCUUGGUGCUUCCGGUGGGGAAGUUGAAGGACAAUUUUCCUGUGAUCAAUGUGAUAAAGCAUUCUCUAAACAGAGUUCUUUAGCUCGACACAAAUACGAACACUCAGGCCAGCGUCCACACAAAUGUCACGAGUGCCCAAAAGCAUUCAAACACAAGCAUCAUCUGACAGAACACAAGAGAUUGCAUAGCGGGGAGAAGCCAUUUCAAUGUUAAGACUUCUUCAAAAUUGAGUCGCCAAUCGAAGCAGAAGUCGAGUCUCGUCAUAAACCAAUACAUACUUAUGUGUAUCGAUAGCAAGUAUUUGAUUUACGUUUUGAUGUUACCGUUUUCUUUUACUUAGUGCAGUUUUAUGUUGAGCGAAGUCCGUGCCAUAUUUUUUUUAUUAUUAUUUACCCUGACGUCUUUUUAGUCACUGAACAAGCAAUUUUUUUGUAGUUUAUAUAUAUAAAUCCCUUAUGCGCUUUCGUUUACAGUUUAAUUUUUUAGUUGAAAGAGAAUAUAAUGGAUAUUAUAUUGUAUAGCAUUAUACUGACUGCUUAAAGUGCCAUACAGAAGUUUAAGAUGUACGUAAUACGUGUAAAUUUUGGUUUCAAAACAUCGAUUUGACUUAUUGUACAAUACCAAAUAUAGCUUCUAGAUUAUCUCAUAGGUAUAUAACAUACAAACAAUACCAAAAACUUUUAGUUCCUCCUCUAUUAUAAGGCGAAUCCCACAUACUAAGUCUUUCAAACGAAACUGAACUAAAAAGUAAUUUGAAUAACAUAAUUUUGGUUUAAUUUUUUUAUCAAAGAUAUUUCAGUAUUUAACUUCUUACUGGUGAAAAAUACGUAACAAACUUGUACGAAAGUAUCUUUAGUUAUCAUUCUCAAAAUUUAUUUUGUGCAAUUACGAUUGACGCACAUAUAUUUGUGGGAUAGUUUUAUAAUGCAAAAGUUCCAAAAAAUGCCUUUAUGUUUGAAAUAGUACAAUAAUAAAACUAAUAUUAAAAUGAAAAGGGAACGAAUACGCGCAAACCGCUGCAAAAGGUGUUACUUGUCGACAAUACAUAGCUGAUAAAUUAAUAUGAUUUCUACAAAAAACAAUGAAUAAAUGGUGCCAGAAGUUACUCAUACCAUAUAAGCAUUUGUAGCCCAUAAGGUGUUUUUAAGUUACCUUUAAUAAGUAAGAGAUGUAGCUAGUGAAGAAAGAUUAACUACUACUACUAUUAUUAUUAUUAUUAUUGCAACAUACUACUACUACCACUACUACUACUACUGUAUAUUAAUCUAUUAUAACAAUUAAUAAGUGUAUAAAUAAGUAUGAUAACAAUUAAAAGGUAAAUGCCAUUCCAAAUUUUCUACCUACACGUAAUAAAGUUUCCAGUGUGAAAGCUCUUUGAGAUUUGUUGACAAUAACGUAGCCAUUUUAUAUAUUAAAUGAAAGUAAAAAGAAAAAGUAUAGUAUAAAGAAUUAUUAUUAAUUAUUAGAAGCGCUAAUUAAAUAAUGUUAAUCUGAAUAGCAUUUAUUAUUAAACGAAAGCGAGCGAGAAGGUAAAUAUAAACCCGAACAAAGGUUGGUGACAGUUUUCUCUUUUUUAAUACGACUAUUACCUAUUUUAUUUACUAUCUAUACAUUUUAUACACCUAAUAAAUUGCAAAGCUUAUAAAACUGACGGUUAAGCUCUCUCUCUCUAUCUCACUUUCUCUACUAGGCUUUAUGUAACUAUACACCCUGUAUAUAAUUAUUAAUUAAUAAUGUUCUGUCCCCUUCUUGUCUAAUCUGUAGACGGUUACUCUUAUAAUAACGGUAAAUUUAAGGUCCUAUAAAGCUCUAUUUGAAGUUUCUUGAUAAAUGUUGUAUUUUAGUCUAAUUUAUGCUACCUACUACUAUAAAAUUAAUUAAUUAACUACAAUUAUGAUAAUAUUCCACUAGUUUUACGAACGAGACGUGCUCGUCUCUAUUUUGUGUUACUUUUCAUGGCUAGUAUAACCAAAGACCUUGUAUUAUAUCCAGCCAUACGUUUAAGCUUCUUUUCCAUUCUUUCUAACAAUAAUAUAUAUUUUUUAUAGAGAUUGUCAUGUAAAAAUGUUGGUUAUAAAUGAUGUAUGUGUAAAUUGUAUAAGAUUGUAGUUAAAAACAAUCGAAAGUGUAUUUUACCCAAUACAGAAAUAAAUAUAUGCAAAAAGUUUUAAA